AUGGAGAAUGGAGGCCCUGACACUGCCGAUGUGCACCUGUCCUCGGGGACGUCCAGUGGCCAGGCCUCCUCCCUGCUGAAGCUCAGGCAGCUUCUGGAGGACAAAUUGCAGCUCCUCCAGGAGACUGUGUCUGCAGACGGGCAUGCAGGAGUGUCAUCCUCCAACCUGGUCUGUGAAGAGAGCAACUGCGUCCGGGACAUCAGGAAGCACGUGGAGCAGAGUCAGGAGCUGAGAGGCCACCUCACCGAGCUCCAGAGGAACACUGAGCAGGAGAUCUCCUCCAUCUCACAGCAGCUUGGGUCUGUUGCUCUCGAGUGUGAGCUCCUGAGCUGUGAGUUAGCUGAUCUCGAGAGGCAGCAUCUAGGGGUGCAGGCUGCCCUACAGAGGAGCCAGGACUCAGACACCAGAGCCACUUUACUGCAGCAGAGGUGUGAGCUGCAGAUUUGUAUAGCCGGCCGGGCAGCGCAGAGAGAGCGUGUGUGUUUUCGGGAGCAGGCCCUUCGAUCCCUGCAAGGCAUUCUGAGCGCAGACGUCCACAGGUACCAGCAGGAGGCCCAGAAACUUCACCUGCUCAGCCACAGAGCCAUCCGUAGCAUGCCAGGAGAGAGCCAGCACCAACUGGACCACAUGGACAGCCUCUACGCACGCAACAGGAUAGCCCCAGCGCUCCGCUCAGAGCCGCUCACCAAUGGACACGCAGCCACGGCCACUAAAGCAGGGUCUCGAGGGUCGUCCGGCAGCCUGGAUGACGAGGACCGGAGGUGGAGGGCGAGCAGGCAGGCCACCUCCUCCAAAGGCACCAGUUUGACUCGCUCCGGGAGCGUGAAGGACCUGAUCUCCAAGUUCUCUGUGCCAGAAAGCCCCGUAUCCCUUUUGGAAAUGUUCCCCGGCGCGGCCCCUCUGAGUGGCAAGGCCCCUGUGCUGGAGCACCCGAGCAGAGCAGUGCCGGAGGGAGCCAGCGGAGCCGCAGAGCUCAGCAGACCUGCUGCUGCAGAGGGCCAGGGAGGGAAGGGAGGGUCCGUGCCCCCCCUGCCCACCGCGCCCCUCGUGCCCCCCGUGGCGCUGACGGCGACUCCCCCCGCUGAGGGAUCCCCUCACACGGACAAGCAAAGCGUGACAACAGCCACCUCCUGUGGGGCUCCGGCAGACAGUGGGACAAAGGUGGAAUCCAGCUUUGAUUUCAACAAGCAGCCCGAGAGCCCCUCGUCCAUGGAGGAUGAGGCGGCGCCCAGCGUCAAGCCCAACCAGAACCCCAAGUACCAGCUGCGCGUGAGCGGCGACGCCCUGGGGAACGGCACCAGAGAUCCAGGCGGGCUGGCGAGGGAGAACGGGCCCAGAGCGGGCAGCCACUUGGAGGGAGUCAGCUACCACGGCUCCAUGGAGUCACUGCCCUCCUGGGACAUCGGGCCGGACCGGGUGCCCGGCUUUGAGAGCCCCCCUCCCCGUGUGUUCAACAGCCCCUACACCUCAUCUCUGGACGCCUUCAAACCCAUCCACAGGGUGUCUGAAUAUAAGGUCCAGGAAGGGCUGUCCACUGUCCCCUCUGACUACAACAUCUUUGGGCUGAAUGGUCAUAGCACCAGCCCUCUGAUGCACAGGAAGAUGCACUCCGCCCCUCGUACACGAUACACCGCUACCUUCGACACCCUCUCCAGAUCGAGACGGGAGAGGGAGGGCAUCACCAACCAUGUGCCUCUGCGGGUGGGCACGCGGGACAAGCGGGACUUCAUCGAGGAGCUGACCAAACAGCUGGAGGAUGUCCAGAGGAGGAACCAGUUCCUGGAGGCCGAGAGCAUCGAGUUGGAUAAGGAGCGCAAUCAGAUCCGCUUUGAGAUGCGGGCGCUGCUGGUGGCCAAAGAGGACCUGGUGUGCCACAACGCCAAGCUCCAGCUGGACAUGAAGGCCAUGAGGGAGAGGAUGGUGGAGGUGGAGUCCAACCACAACGUCAUGGCGGAGCGCUUCAGACAGAUGGAGGGCGAGCUGAAGGAAGCCAGAGAGGUGAUGAUCGAGGCCAACAACCAGGAGUACGCCUUCAACUUCCUCCAGCAGUCCCUCAAGAACAAGAUUCAGGAUGCUGAGGAAGCCCUGGAGAAGCAGACACUGCAUGCCCAGGCGCUCUCAGAGAAGCUGUGGCAGGCCGAGCGUCGGCUGGAGGAGCUGGAGGUGGACACAGAGAGCCGGGCAAAAGAACUCCGAGCUCAACAGCACCGUGCUGCGCCUGGAUGCUGA
Molecule: messenger RNA, 2229 nt
Organism: Alosa alosa (allis shad)
Lineage: Eukaryota; Metazoa; Chordata; Actinopteri; Clupeiformes; Clupeidae
Exons: 13
Coding region: 1-2229 (742 amino acids)
Source: RefSeq, a predicted model, not a curated record